AUGGAUAUCGAACAGAAACGUAGUGCUGUAAUUGCCUUGCUCCUAGCUGGGAAAUUUCAGAAAGACAUAGUUCGAGAGCUGUCUGCUAUACCUGUGUGCAGAAGUUUUGUACACCGUACAGUUAAAAGAUACCUGACCGGAAGUACCAAAAAACGAUAUGGUGGGGGACGUCAAGCUACUGUGGUGACACCUGCCAUGGUGAAGAUCGUCAAGAAGCGCCUUAAGAGAAAUCUUCGACGUAGUGCCACUAAAUUGGCGAAGGAUCUCAAAAUAUCGGAUCGAAGUCUCCGUCGGAUCCUGAAAGAUAAACUACAGACCAAACCUUACAAGAUCCAAAAGGUUCAAGACCUUUCGAUGAGGCAAAAACAAGAACGGGUAAAAAGAGCGAAAGCGCUGCUGAAGAGGGCCGCGGAAGGAAGGUUGGAGAAUAUCGUGUUCACCGACGAGAAACUCUUCACCGUAGCGCAGUUCGUGAAUAAGCAGAACGACAGAGUUUGGUUGCCGGAAAGAUCGCGAACCCAUGCUGACGUACUGACGGCGACCAGGCGACAGAAACCUUCAUUGGUGAUGGUUUGGGCCGGAAUCACCCGUGAUGGCCGGACUCCGCUGGUUUCUGUCCCUGAAGGAGUGAAGAUCAACCAAAAUACGUAUCGGGAACGAGUUCUACAGAAUGUCGUCGAACCGUGGGAACGUCGUCAUUUUGGUUCCAGAGAUUGGGUUUUCCAGUAA
Messenger RNA from Toxorhynchites rutilus septentrionalis, 729 nucleotides. RefSeq lists its product as uncharacterized. Lineage: Eukaryota; Metazoa; Arthropoda; Insecta; Diptera; Culicidae. Bases 1 to 729 code for a protein of 242 amino acids. The transcript has a single exon. Gene Ontology annotation, molecular function: nucleic acid binding. The record is from RefSeq and is a predicted model, not a curated record.